This is a messenger RNA of Diorhabda carinulata, 1349 nucleotides long. RefSeq names its product GPN-loop GTPase 2. The transcript has 3 exons. The record is from RefSeq and is a predicted model, not a curated record. Gene Ontology annotation, molecular function: GTPase activity. The coding region runs from base 418 to 1314 and encodes 298 amino acids. NCBI's taxonomy places the organism in Eukaryota, Metazoa, Arthropoda, Insecta, Coleoptera, Chrysomelidae. Gene Ontology annotation, cellular component: cytoplasm.
GUUCUUUAAAUGACAGUUACUUUAAGUAUGAAGUAAACAACAUGACUUCGAAAUUAUCUUCGACAAAAGUAGAAAAUUUUCGAUCGAAAGCCCAAACUUUUGCUUUAUUAGUGAAUGGAGAACAUACAGAUAUUGUCAUAACACAAUUUCCAAAUUAUAAAAAUUUGUUUAUAACACAAUUUGAAAAAAUUGGUAAUUUAUACAAAGUUAAGGUAGAUCAAGCCGCAAACGGAAUUGCCGUUUCCGAACCAACUUAUAGUUUUACUUCUUUACUUGGAGCAGAAAAUAUUCAAGCCGAAGUUGCCGUUCGAUAUUUAGCAGAAAAACUACAAAUCAAAGAACCAUUGCUCAUUUGUUUAAGUUUGAAAAAUUACAGUAAAUCUUCGCUGGACUAUAUAAUCCGAGGUAUUUUAGAAUAUGGCGUUAGCAAGGACUAAGAAAUCUGAAAGUUUCUUCGGACAAAUUGUGAUAGGUCCUCCGGGAUCUGGUAAAACAACAUAUUGUGGGAAAGUGUAUGAUUUUUAUAAAGAAAAACUUAAUCGAGAUGUCGAGGUGAUUAAUUUAGAUCCCGCUAAUGAAAACAUGAAUUAUAAACCGAAAAUAGACAUAAUGCAGCUGAUAACAGUCGAAGAUGUUAUGACACAACUUAAUUUAGGACCGAAUGGUGCGUUGAUGUAUUGUAUGGAAUAUUUAGAAGAAAACAUGGAUUGGUUAUUAAUUCAACUAAGCAAAAUCAAAAAUUCUUAUCUAAUCUUCGAUAUGCCCGGUCAGGUGGAACUGUAUACACAUCAUGUUUCUGCAAAACAUAUUUUUGAAAAAUUACAGAAAUUGGGGUAUAAUUUAUGUGCUGUUCAUCUAGUUGAUUCUCACUAUUGUUCAGAUCCUCCCAAAUUUGUUUCAACUUUAUUACUAUCUCUUUCAACUAUGUUACAAAUUGGUUUGCCACAUGUUAAUGUGCUUAGCAAAGCAGAUUUGUUGAAGAAAAACGAAUCGAAAUUAGAUUUUGGGUUAGAUUUUUACACAGACGUUUUGAAUUUAGACUAUUUGUUAGAAUUGUUAGACGAUGGGCCUUUUACUAAAAACUUUAGGAAAUUGAACGCUGCUUUAAUAGGAUUGAUACAAGAUUUCAGUUUAGUCGCUUUUGUUCUACUUGACGUCAAAUCUGAUAAAAGUUUAUUAGAAUUAAAAAGCGCAGUGGAUAAGGCAAAUGGUUAUAUUUAUGGUAGUGGUGAAGAACGUAGCAUUCAAGCUUUAUUAUCGUGUGCCGUUGGCGCCAGAACCGAAUCUGAACGUUUCGAUUCUGAUUAUAUGUAGUGUAUAAAAAAAAUAAAUUUCCUAAUCACAACGUA